AUGGAGAAGGUGGACACCUCGAGCCGGCUCGCCGAGCUUCGAAAGCUCAUGCAAGAGAAAAAUGUAGAUGUGUACAUUGUCCCAUCGGAAGACAGCCACUCGUCAGAAUACAUUGCUCCAUGUGAUGCAAGACGAGCUUUCAUCUCUGGCUUCACUGGCUCGGCGGGAGUCGCAGUCGUCACCUUGGACAAGGCUGCACUGGCUACCGAUGGCCGGUACUUUAACCAGGCCGAGAAACAACUUGACAAGAACUGGCUCCUCUUGAAGCAGGGGAUUCAAGACGUCCCCACCUGGCAAGAAUGGGCAGUCGAGCAGUCCGAAGGCGGCAAGGUUGUCGCUGUCGACCCGACAUUGCUGACUAGCGGAUACGCAAAGAAGCUGGCCGACAAGAUCAAGAAGAACGGGGGCAAGGAUCUUGUAGCCGUGACCGACAAUCUUGUUGACCGUGUUUGGGCGCAGGGCAAGCCAAGUCGGCCCAACGAGCCAGUCAUUGUUUUGGAUCAAAAGUACGCCGGAAAAGAUGUCAAAUCCAAACUGGACGAGUUACGCACUGAGCUGGAAAAAAAGAAACUGCUUGGUUUUGUGGUAUCCAUGCUCGACGAGGUUGCAUGGUUAUUCAACCUCCGAGGCAGUGAUAUCCCAUAUAACCCAGUCUUCUUCUCAUAUGCCAUUGUCACAGCUGACAAGGCCACACUUUAUGUGGAUGCGUCCAAGCUCAGCCAAGACUGUCAAUCCUACCUAGCUGCGAACAAUGUCGACAUCAAGCCCUACAAUGCCAUAUUCGAGGAUGCCACAACCCUCGGCCAGUCCGCCAAGGCAACCAAUGCUCAAGCCUCUGGCGAUUCUAAGAAAUACUUGAUAUCUACAAAGGCGUCGUGGGCACUGAAGCUCGCUUUAGGUGGCGAUGACUUGGUCGAGGAAAUCCGCAGCCCGAUCGAGGACCACAAGGCCGUGAAGAAUGCCGCCGAGUUGGAAGGAAUGAGACAGUGCCACGUUCGUGACGGUGCCGCCUUGGUUGAGUACUUUGCCUGGCUUGAGGAUCAGCUCAUCAACCAGAAGGCAACCAUUGACGAGGUUCAAGCAGCAGACCAGCUGGAGGCAUUCCGUGCCAAGAAGGAACGAUUUGCUGGUUUGUCUUUUGACACCAUUUCCUCGACUGGCGCAAAUGCUGCCGUUAUUCAUUACAAGCCAGAGCCUGGCGCUUGCUCCGUCAUUGAUCCUGACGCAGUCUACCUUUGCGACUCGGGAGCUCAGUAUCUGGAUGGCACCACAGACACUACCAGGACUCUGCAUUUUGGCACUCCAACUGCAGAUGAGAUUGAAGCAUACACUCUUGUUCUGAAGGGUCAUAUUGCAUUGGAUAUGGCAAUUUUCCCAAAGGGAACUACAGGAUUCGCAAUUGAUGCCCUGGCUCGUCAACAUCUUUGGCAACAAGGACUUGAUUACCGACAUGGAACCGGCCACGGAGUUGGCUCAUACCUGAAUGUACACGAAGGACCCGUCGGCAUUGGUACAAGAAUUCAGUACUCGGAAGUUGCCCUGGCCGAAGGCAACGUCAUAUCGAACGAACCUGGCUUCUACGAAGAUGGAAAGUUUGGUAUCCGCAUCGAGAAUAUCAUCAUGGUCAAGAAGGCGGAAACGAAACACUCGUUUGGUGACAAGCCCUGGUUCACAUUUGAGCAUGUAACUAUGGUACCAUACUGCCGCAAGCUGGUUGACACGAAUCUACUUACGCCCGCUGAGAAGAAGUGGCUCAACGACUACAAUGACGAGGUCUCCAAGAAGGUUGGCCCACUUCUCCAAGAUGACUUGUCAAAGUUAUGGCUCGAAAGAGAAACGGGACACUACUAG
Messenger RNA from Pestalotiopsis fici W106-1, 1851 nucleotides. Its product is annotated as Xaa-Pro aminopeptidase P. The transcript is spliced from 4 exons. NCBI's taxonomy places the organism in Eukaryota, Fungi, Ascomycota, Sordariomycetes, Amphisphaeriales, Sporocadaceae. The coding region runs from base 1 to 1851 and encodes 616 amino acids. The record is from RefSeq and is a predicted model, not a curated record. Gene Ontology annotation, molecular function: metalloaminopeptidase activity.